AUGGCGGUCGCUUGUUGGAACGGCGGCAGCGGUCAAAUCAAGCCACGCCAUCAUACCAAAUCAAGCCACGCCAUCAUACCAAAUCAAGCCACACCAUCAUACCAAUUCAAGCCACGCCAUCAUACCAAAUCAAGCCACGCCAUCAUACCAAUUCAAGCCACACCAUCAUACCAAUUCAAGCCACGCCAUCAUACCAAAUCAAGCCACACCAUCAUACCAAUUCAAGCCAAACCAUCAUACCAAUUCAAGCCACACCAUCAUACCAAUUCAAGCCAAACCAUCUUACCAAUUCAAGCCACGCCAUCAUACCAAUUCAAGCCACACCAUCAUACCAAUUCAAGCCGCGCCAUCAUACCAAAUCAAGCCACGCCAUCAUACCAAUUCAAGCCAAACCAUCAUACCAAAUCAAGCCACACUAUCAUACCAAAUCAAGCCACACCAUCAUACCAAUUCAAGCCACACCAUCAUACCAAUUCAAGCCACGCCAUCAUACCAAUUCAAGCCACACCAUCAUACCAAUUCAAGCCACACCAUCAUGCCAAUUCAAGCCAUGCCAUCAUACCAAAUCAAGCCACGCCAUCAUACCAAUUCAAGCCACGCCAUCAUACCAAUUCAAGCCACACCAUCAUACCAAUUCAAGCCACGCCAUCAUACAAAUUCAAGCCACACCAUCAUACCAAUUCAAGCCUCACCAUCAUACCAAUUCAAGCCAAACCAUCAUACCAAAUCAAGCCACACCGUUAUACCAAUUCAAGCCACACCAUCAUACCAAUUCAAGCCAUGCCAUCAUACCAAAUCAAGCCACACCGUUAUACCAAUUCAAGCCACGCCAUCAUACCAAUUCAAGCCACACCAUCAUACCAAUUCAAGCCAAACCAUCAUACCAAAUCAAGCCACACCGUUAUACCAAUUCAAGCCACACCAUCAUGCCAAUUCAAGCCAUGCCAUCAUACCAAAUCAAGCCACGCCAUCAUACCAAUUCAAGCCACGGCAUCAUACCAAUUCAAGCCACGCCAUCAUACCAAUUCAAGCCACACCAUCAUACCAAUUCAAGCCACACCAUCAUGCCAAUUCAAGCCAUACCAUCAUACCAAAUCAAGCCACGCCAUCAUACCAAUUCAAGCCACGCCAUCAUACCAAUUCAAGCCACACCAUCAUACCAAUUCAAGCCACGCCAUCAUACAAAUUCAAGCCACACCAUCAUACCAAUUCAAGCCUCACCAUCAUACCAAUUCAAGCCAAACCAUCAUACCAAAUCAAGCCACACCGUUAUACCAAUUCAAGCCACACCAUCAUACCAAUUCAAGCCAUGCCAUCAUACCAAAUCAAGCCACACCGUUAUACCAAUUCAAGCCACGCCAUCAUACCAAUUCAAGCCACACCAUCAUACCAAUUCAAGCCAAACCAUCAUACCAAAUCAAGCCACACCGUUAUACCAAUUCAAGCCACACCAUCAUGCCAAUUCAAGCCAUGCCAUCAUACCAAAUCAAGCCACGCCAUCAUACCAAUUCAAGCCACGCCAUCAUACCAAUUCAAGCCACGCCAUCAUACCAAUUCAAGCCACACCAUCAUAUCAAUUCAAGCCACGCCAUCAUACCACUUCAAGCCACGCCAUCAUACCACUUGCUCCAAUCAGUCCCCGACGCCCUAAGAACCAAAGAACUGGAUUAG
Messenger RNA from Penaeus chinensis, 1671 nucleotides. RefSeq names its product proline-rich protein 36-like. The transcript is spliced from 2 exons. The record is from RefSeq and is a predicted model, not a curated record. NCBI's taxonomy places the organism in Eukaryota, Metazoa, Arthropoda, Malacostraca, Decapoda, Penaeidae. Bases 1 to 1671 code for a protein of 556 amino acids.